This is a messenger RNA of Agrilus planipennis (emerald ash borer), 3353 nucleotides long. RefSeq lists its product as uncharacterized. The coding region runs from base 2552 to 3205 and encodes 217 amino acids. The record is from RefSeq and is a predicted model, not a curated record. Lineage: Eukaryota; Metazoa; Arthropoda; Insecta; Coleoptera; Buprestidae. The transcript has 3 exons.
UUUCUAAUAUUUACUUCUCUACGUUGCUAAUUAGAUAUCUAACUAUUAUUGAUCUGAAGCAAAUCCACUAAGUUAUGGGCAUACAUGGACAAAAGAGGAGUUAGUAAAGCUUAUAAGGACAGUAAGAGAUCUCAAAUACAAUGGGUGUAGUGGUUACGUUAACAUGGGCAAUAAAAUUAGUGAAUAAUUCGUAAUAACUAAAGGAGUCAGACAGGGGUGUGCUCUAGCAUUCACUCUAUUCAAGAUUUACCCAGAAGAAGUCCUAUAAAGAAAUGGAAACGCAAAUGUUAUGGAAUAGAGAUCCCUAUUUGUGAUGAAACUAUUUGCUGAUAACCAUCAGGUUCUGAUAGCCGGCUACAGAAACGAUUCCAGUUACGUGUUCAGGAAGCUGGACGAAGAAUUUGAGACAUGGGCAUUGACAAUUGGUCAUGAGAAGACUAGUAAGGGGAAGCGACAGGCAGUACUUCCACGUAGGAUAUCACAAACUGAAGAAGUGUAGUAGUUUCAAACACCUUGGUGUCACCAUAUCGAAUACAGAAGAAUAAAAUUGGACAUGGGCGACGAGCAAUGAAUACAAUUCUCUGGAAUAACAAAAUUACAAAUGGGACAACAAUUUACAAGAGUGCCAUUGAGAGAAUCACCACAUACGGUCUGAGAUAUGAGAACUGACCAAAAGUAUUAAACAGAAAUUGCUGUCCCCAGAAUUGGACAAAUGGAGAAGAUGCUGUGUAAUCUUACGCCUGAACCACGUAAGAAAUUACAGAAUUAGAGAAAUAAUGAAUGUUGAAAAUAAUAUCCUAGAUACAAUAGAAAAGAAACGGCUAUCAUAGUACGGCCAUUUACAGAGAAUAAACGAAGCCAGAUGGCCAAUAAAAUUUUUCCAAUGGAUUCCACCGGGGAGAAGAAAACGCGGCAGACCCCCAUGAAGACAUGACAUGGAUGAAGCCAUGAGGGUUAGGUGCUAGAGGACUGCAAAUGGCAAGAUUACCAGGACUGAAAAUUGAUAAUCGAGAAAUACUCGCGGUAUAAAGAAAUAGUAAGGGAUGUAGAAUGUUCUAGUUAUCGGGGAAUAUGAAGAUUGACUCAGAAUAGCAAAAGAAGUGGAGGUUCAACCAGUUUCCGAACCUUAUGAUGAUGGUGAUUUUACACUAUUUAAAAACAACGCUUGAUAUAUGAAGUCUUUAGGAUCCAUCUAGAUAAGUGCAAGAAUCGUCGUCAUUCAAUAUUAAAAGAAAAUAACUUAAUUCACUUUAACAUAACGGCCAAGUUAAUGGAAAGAAUUUAGAGGAGUUAAGAUUAACGGUUAAAUAUAAGUCAGAACCAAUUAGGAAAGUAAUGUCUUUACUUGAUUAAAAAACUGACACCAACGGUUCGCCUCUUGUUGGGAGGCUCUAACACAAACAACUCGUAAUUGACUAAAAAACCUACUUUGAUAAAGCCACCCAACAAGAGGCGACCGUCGUUGUCGGUUCUGUAAUCAAAUAAAGAUAUUACUACCCUUAUUGGCCUUGACCCAUUUUCAUGCAUAGAACUAGGGAAAGAUAUAGCGAAUAAAUUAAGGUAGUCAAUUUAUAUUGUCUUAAUUAAUUGAUCAUUUAGUGAUUUUACUCGAAUCAUCUCUAAUACCAUGAAGAACUAUUUCGAUAUUUAUGAGUACGCAUAUAUUUUUCGCGUAAAAAAUCACAAAAAUAUAUGCAUUCUUAAGAUGCGCGAUUUUAUUGCAGAUAGAUUAUUUAUACACACACACAGAUAAUUACUGAAAACUCAAAAGUUAGUGAUUAACUUUCAAGACUACAAUUGUACUGCAGUUGUGGAUUUUGAAAACCUAUACUGAUACGAAAGGACAGGAUUUCCCGAAGAUUCUAAGAUGGUUAUGUGUCUGGCAUCUUCAAGGAAUUUUGUUAAAGCUUUUUCAUAGAGAAGCACUCCACGACCGACCCUGAACAUGCUCCUUGCAAAUGCCAGUCGUAGAUUAAUUUCGUAGAUUUUAAACAAUUAGCGGUUUUCUUUAAUUAUUUCGCGAAACUACCAGACGUGGAUCUGAUCUCAUCAGCACGCCAUAAGCAGUCUCGAUAAUAAAUCUCCGAAUUAAGUUGUGUCAGUUACAGUGCAUAUAAAUGUGUUAUUUUUACGCAAACCGGUUCAAAAGGUAAGUAAGGUAAGGAUAAUUAAUUUAAUUUGUUAAUUUAUUGUACCAGGUGUAAAAAAUAAUGUUAGCCACUGUAAAUAACUUUCAUAGAAUACUUUCCAACCUUGAGAGUUACUCGUAAUAUGAUUCAACUGCGCAUAAACAUUAUACGCGAUCUAUAGAAAGGAAAAUAAAUAUAUGUAUGUAUGUAUGUAUGUAUGUAUGAAUGUAGUCUCUAGAAAAGUUGCUAAAAGUUUAUUAAAUCUACUUGGAAGAAGAACACAGUAAAUCAAAUCGAGUUGGAGAAAAUAUUUUUGAUAGUCGUUGCUCUAGUGCAUGUAAAAUUAAUGUGAAGUUUUCUAUUUAACUUAAUUGUAUGUGUUUUAAAUGUUUUAUUUUUUUGAAUUAUUAGUAUGAGUCAGUAUGAGUGAUUGGAGCGAUAGUUCUCCUUAUCAAACGACUUACAGCGAGGAAGAACGAAUUGAAGAGUACUUGAAAAAGCGUAAAGAACGUAGAAUAAAGGAAUAUAAUGAAAUUGAAGAGAAUAGGAAAACUUUAUUUCAAACAUAUUACGAGGCAGAAAUACGCAAAGCGGAUUCAUUAUUUAACCAGCCUGGUAUUGCCUUUAUAAGAUUCAAUCACAAGAAAAUCAAAUUCAGUUUUACUCCAUGCGAAGUUGUUGAUUAUGUGAGUUGCCGGGUUAUUUUCUAUGUAUCGCUCCGCUAUCGAAAUAAUCAUUGGUUAAUAUUGAGAGACACAAUUCCUGCUAAUUACAAAAUGCCGGUAUAUAAAAAAUUUUACAAAGGAAAUUCAUUCCGGUCGGAUGACGAUAUUAUGAAAGGAAUUAUGUAUAUUUACAUUCUACUGAUGGAAUGGGCCAAAGAACAUAGUAAUUUUCGAUUAGAAAAAUUCAAGAGAUAUAAGUCUGGAGAAGAUGUUUUUCUUGAUAGCGAUGAUGAAGAAAUAUUUCUGUCGCAAGAAGAAAUAUCUGAACUCCACGCCAAAAGAGAAGCAGUUCUUAAACGAAUGGUUGCACCCUCGCCUAAAAAACCGAAAGGGGGUUAUUUUUUACGAUAGAGCAUAAAACAUUUUUUUUGCUUAAGUAUUAACUCUAAAAUUAGUUUAUUUUUAAUUUUAUUAAGAUUUAUAUAAAGUAAUGCGUAUUUUUAAGGACUAUAUUUAAUUUAUUACUUUCAUAACAAUACAUCAAUUUCUGAUCACAGUC